This is a messenger RNA of Aureobasidium musti, 1479 nucleotides long. The record is from the annotation of a GenBank genome assembly. Lineage: Eukaryota; Fungi; Ascomycota; Dothideomycetes; Dothideales; Saccotheciaceae.
UUCAAUUGCGGUCGGAAGGAUAUGGCAGGAUUGCCUGAUCAGGUGCUGCAAUGGCUCUACAGCGUCCUCCUAAAUGUAAAAUCACGUCUUGUGCAUGGCUCAAGAUCAAGGUCACUAACCACAAGGCCAGNNGAAUACCGAGACGCACAACGCGCCUACAGCGACAGUGUCGCCGCCCUUUCGGCAUAUCCAUCUUUAUCACCGCGAACCGAUGUAUACACGUAUAACACGGGGCAGCCCGCGUUGCUGUUGCGCCUAUCAGGCACCCUCCCCGUCAACUUUCGCGGCACGGUCUACAGAUUUCCCGUGACGAUAUGGCUACCGCAUGUUUAUCCUAUGGAUCCCGAGGGCAUCAUGGUGUUUGUGAUACCAGGAGAGGGUAUGGCUAUCCGGCCAGGACAACACGUCAGUGUCGAUGGACGAGUCUACCAUCCCUAUCUGCGCGAUUGGUCGGUGAACCAACGUCCGAAUAUCGUCGACUUCUUGCGCCUUCUUCAGGAUGUCUUUGCUCGAGAGCCUCCCGUGCCUCAGUCUCCCAUGCAACGACCUCCUCCUCCGCCGAAAGAGCAACCUCGACCACCACAAUCUCAUCCUGCAGAGAUGCCUGCUGGCGCCCCUCCUCCGAGACCCCCGAAGCCUGGAGAGCAGGCUCAUGCCUCUACACCCAUUCAAAAUCGCAAUGAUGGCCCGCCGUUACCACCUCUACCACACGAGCGAGCUCAACAAUCACCACAGCUACGACAAGGGAAUGGUUUCGACAAUUCGCAACCUAAUCGCUACUCUAGAGCUCCACCAUUGNNCCGCAUCAGGCAGGCUCCGGCCUCUCCUCUGGCACCAAACACACAUACCUCUACUCAGAGAUACACACAACCUGCGCCAUUACCUCCACCGCAACAAGAUCAACAACACCAGAUACCCAUUCGUCCAGCACAGCAGCAGUACCCUCAACAAUAUCAACAACCGCCCCAACAGCAUUUCCAGCAGAUGCCUCCAAACAUGUCUGCUCAACAAUAUCCGCCACAACACGCCCCUUACCAACAAGCUAUGCCUGUGAAGCCUGCUCCUGUCCAAGACCUUCUGAGUGACCCCUUCGACCUGACUGCCCUGGAUAAUACCCUUACGAAUAACGAACGUAUCCUCCAUCAAGCACUUUCUGAUUGCGAUCGCGUUAUUGCUGAUAGCAAGUCCACUCCGCAGCCACCCAUUGAUGAUGUUCUCGUGGCCCCCACUGUUGCCUCGACCCAGCUGUGGAAUCUACAAGCGGAUGAAGCAGCCAUUCGAGAAGCUUUGUGGUGUCUGCAGCGUGCUGUGGGAGCUGGAAGAGUUGGCUCAGAAGUGUUCAUUAAGAUGACCAGGAGUCUGGCCAGAGAACUGUUUUUGAAGAUGGCUCUGAGUAAGAAGCUGGCCAAGGGGCUAGGUCUGGACGUGGGAGGCAGUACAGCAGGCCGCUUCGUAGGCGAUGACGGAUAUGGAUACUGA